UCAAUUAAAUUUGAAUUCACGUAAAAAGUUUUCCAUCACGUAGAAGUAAAGCCUUCCCUGACUAACAAAGUCAAUUCUUAUUGCAGAGUUCAAAUUCAAAAUCUCUCAUUGAAAAUAAUAGAGUAUUUAACCUUUUAUAGAUAUAACUGACUAUAGAAGUGAUAGAAACUUAAUCACAAUUAAGUCCAUCAAAAACUUUUUUAGAGUCUAACUGCAACUGCAACGUUGUAACUUUCCACGUGAAAUGUAAUUUGAUUGAACGGUUUAUCUUUUGGGACUUAUGAGAUCACUGGAAAUUGUGUUGAAGCUUGUCGGAGUAUGCACAACAACCAAAUUGCAUUCUUUAACUAUCAGAACUUACGACACUCACUUGGCUGCAAAACUGACCGAGUUAAAUUUCGAGUUGUUACCUCUUCAAACUGCGCGUAAGCUGUUUGGUGAAAUUCCUCACCCAAAUGUAUACACCUGCAAUCGCAUUCUGCAACACUUCUGUGGAAAGAAACGAUAUGAGGAAGUACUAUCUCUCUUUUCGUCUAUGUUUUCAUUCUCAAAGCUUGAUCAUUUCACUCUACUUUUUGCAUUAAAGGCGUGUUCAACAUUAACAGCACUAAAUUUUGGCAAAACAAUUCAUGGGUUGGGGAAGAAACAUGGUAACAUUCAUUCAAACAUGUUUCUUGGAUCAGGCCUCAUUGAUAUGUACUCAAAAUGUGGAAAUAUGGACGAUGCUUUUCGAGUCUUUGAGGAAUAUUCAAACCCGGAUCUUGUUUUAUGGACUACUCUGGUUACUGGCUAUCAGAAGAACUAUAAGCCUGAUGAAGCACUAGCUGUUUUUACUCGAAUGGUGAUGGCAUGUUGCAUUAGUCCAGACCCAAUAACUCUUGUCACUGUUGUCUCUGCUUGUACUCAGUUGCUGAAUUUGAAAGCUGGAAAAAGUGUUCAUGCACUUGUGUUUCGAAUGGGUUAUGAAAGUCCCCUGUCUUUAUCAAACGCUCUGCUGAACUUAUAUGCGAAAACUGGAGCCACAUUUUAUGCAGGAAAUUUGUUUAGGGUGAUGGAGGAGAAAGAUGUAAUCUCAUGGAGUUGUAUGAUCUCCUGUUGUGCUCAUAAUGAUGCUACUGAUAGAGCAAUAACUCUUUUUGAUGAGAUGAUAUAUACAGGAGUUGAACCCAACUCUGUAAGUGUAAUCAGUGCUUUGCAAGCGUGUGAAGCUUGUUGUAAUUUCGACAAAGGCAGGCAAAUACAUGAAUUUGCUUUCCAGAAAGGUUUUGAACUUGAUAUAUUGGUCUCCACUGCUUUGAUUGAUAUGUACAUGAGCUGCUGUUCACCUCAGGAAGCGAUUAUUGUAUUUGACAGGAUGCCCAGCAAAGAUCCAGUUUCUUGGUUUGCUCUGUUAUGUGGAUGUGUUCAAAAUGGAAUGGCCAACAAGUCCAUGCAAAUAUUUUGUGAUAUGAUGACCAGCGAUAUCCGACCUGAUGCUACUGUGAUGGUUAAAAUUCUUGGAGCUUGUUCUGAGUUGGGAGUUCUUCAAUUGACUUCUUGUCUUCAUAGUUAUGUAAUUAGAUGUGGGUUCAUCAGCAAUUCGUUCGUUGGGGCUUCACUUAUUGACUGUUAUGCAAAAUGUGGUAGCUUGGAGGAGGCUAUCAAGGUUUUUGAGAGAUUGACAGAUAAAGAUGUUGUUACUUGGAGCUCCAUGUUUGCAGGCUACGGAAUUCAUGGGCAAGCUAGAGAAUCAAUUAAGUUAUUUCAUCGUAUGGUUACAGAUUCCACGGUGUGUCCUAACAAAGUUACCUUCCUUUCAAUUUUAGCAGCUUGUAGUCAUGCAGGUUUUGUUGAGGAAGGAAUUGAAUUCUUUAACAUAAUGUUAAAUGAGUACCAACUGAUGCCAGAAUCAAAGCAUUAUGCGAUCAUUGUUGAUCUACUUGGACGAACCGGAGAAUUGGACAAGGCUAUGUGCUUCAUUAACCAAAUGCAGUCACGGGUUGGAGCACACGUAUGGGGCGCCUUACUUGGUGCUUGCAGGAUUCAUCAGAAUACAGAGAUUGGAGAAAUCGCUGCCAGAAAUCUUCUCCGGUUAGGUCCAGAUCAUGCAGGAUAUUAUAUCCUGUUAUCAAAUGUGUAUGCUGUUGAUGGGAAGUGGGAUGAUGCAGCUGAACUUAGAGGUUCAAUUAAAGAGAAAGAAUUGCAAUUGAUAACUGGCCAAAGUGUUGUUAGACUUUAGGAAUGAGGUCCAUGUCUUUUUAGCCAACGGAGGAUAUCAGAGGGACGUAAGAGCAUAUCUAUGGUCCCAAUUUAAACAUUCUGCUGCAUCAUGCUGAAGAGAUAUAGUUCUGAAGUUUGAGACAUAGACAUAUGUGCAAGAGUGUUGUCCUAAGGCACGUUGACGUUGGGGGAAUUUUCUAAAAGGUUUAAAACUGAGAAAUCAACUGAAGAGACGUAAAGAAAAGAUCACUUAGUCUUCAAAUAACAAUCAUAUGUCAACAAGUAUUCGCUCAAGUCAGAGCUCAGACAGUGGGUAUAUCCUUCUAUCCUUAAUCACAUGUCUCAAGUUUGAACCUAGGAUGGAGAAAGUCCUGAUGGGAAGCUUUUUCCCUUUGGUGUGAACCCUGCAGACACAAAUCCGGAUUAAUCAGGCAAGUGAAUUUCACCUACCGGUUAGUUAUAAGAAAAAGUACUUGCUCGAGUACAUAAGAUUAACCUCACUUCUCAGUAAAAUUCCUCUUUUUAUUCCUCCGGUGAUACUUGUGUAAUGGAUACCAGGAGUUAAGUGGAGCAGAAAAGGAAUUGUGUUGUGCGCUAAUAUCCGUAACGCAUGUUAUGGCUUGCAAUUAGAUUGUAUUGCACAUUAUUGGGGAAGUAAAUUAGAUUGUUCCUGUUUGCGUUGUUUCA
Messenger RNA from Solanum dulcamara, 2886 nucleotides. Its product is annotated as putative pentatricopeptide repeat-containing protein At3g01580. Bases 281 to 2218 code for a protein of 645 amino acids. The record is from RefSeq and is a predicted model, not a curated record. The transcript has a single exon. Lineage: Eukaryota; Viridiplantae; Streptophyta; Magnoliopsida; Solanales; Solanaceae. Gene Ontology annotation, molecular function: RNA binding; protein binding. Gene Ontology annotation, biological process: RNA modification.